UCCGUUGCAGCUUUCUAUGUUUUGAUUGUUCACCGCGAACGCGCGAGACUGAGAUGCAGCACUAAAACACGUCGUUUACUAUGUUCUACAUCGUUCACGAGCCUUCCGAAGCAUUGCAGUGCAAUACAAGCUCGCACAGUCAUAUCGCGCAUGUUGCGAUUACAGGGAGUCUUCGAAAUAACAUUGUUUGAAACGGCUGGUGACGUCACGCGUCACAAACCUCAUGCGUUCGUGAUUCCUUCCUCACUCCUCAGCUCUUCUCCAUUUUUGCCCUGAAACGCCGGUGCUUACACAAAGAAGGUUCGUUUUAUCCUCACGUAUGCGACAUUCCCUGGGAAAUUUUUACACAAAUCAACUGUGGAGUUGCCGGGAAUCGGCAACAAUGGUAAAACAGUGAAAUAUGGGUACUUUACUUCAAUUCUGUGACUCCUAGAAGGGAAGUCAAAAUGGACAAUACAAAUCAGAACUCAGCAGCUAACUCUGUCAAGAACCAUUUUGACCCAGCAGCCCUUUUAGCCAUGAGCCCAACUGCCUUCACCCCUUCUUCAAUGGGUGGAGGAGGGGGUCCUCCAAUAGGUGCCCCGUACUCCCCAUUCCCCCUCCUGAGCCGAGGCUCGGCAUUUCAGCCUCCCCUUGCCCCUUCCCCGCCCAACUCCCUUUUGGAAGGGAUGGCCUCACGUUCCACCACACAUGCUCCCACUGCGCCACUUUCUCCAGGUGCUUGGUGGUCAUCUGCUGAACAAGGCAUGGCUCUAGCAGGACUGUUGCGUCAGGGGCUUCCUCCAGAUCUGGCCGGAAGUUCCAAACUCGAUCACGGUUCAAGGAGUUCACCACAACCACGCCGGAUAGUUGAGGAAAUGCUCGGGCACGCCUAUUCCAAACCUUCUGAGCUGCACCUUGAUUACAAAAUGUCAGGGUUGAAUGGGUCUCAGUCUUCUAACAAAAUGCUCCCACCUUCCGCACAUUCAAGAUCUCCAAAGCAUCUGGACAUGCAUCUAGAUAUGCUCACGAACUCUGCAAAGGAAAAGUCACUUGGAUCCUCUACAAAGCUUCCACCUUCCUUACCACCACAUUUCCUGCCCCGGCUUAGCUCUGCCGAGUUGACCAUCUCAAGCAUCAACGAUGGAGGGGGCAGAGGAAGCCUCUCAUCUCCCAUUAGGGACAGGAUGGACAGUCAGUCGCCAAUGUUAAAGAGGGGUAGGCGAACACCAAGGAAGGAGCCUUCAUUAGCAUUACAGCCAACUGAGGGUGCUUCAUCCAAGCAGCCUCCUGGGUCGGAACUGAACGACGGUGGUCGGCUCUCUUCCGCGGGCACCUCUCUUUUUCCAAGUCCAGCGCACUCUGUACCGGGUUACGCAGCUCCACAGAGCAAGCCGACCACCCGCACAGAACCGCCGUCUGCAGUGUGCGGAGCAGAAGGAGCUGCACCCUUAGACCUGUGCGUCAAGAAGGGUGCAUCAACUACCUUCCUGUCGCCGGAGGUCACACUGACCCCUGUUCCGAGCAAUCGUCGUCCCCCCACCCCCAGGUCCUCACAGUCUGGAACGCCUUCUCCGGGUCUCCACCAGAUGCACAUCCUGGAGACACUUACUGCGAGUCUUGGACAGCCCAGGGGACAGCAAGUGCCCUCCCGAAGGAGAGGGAGGAAGAGCAGAGAUUCUUUGCUGCCACCUCCUGCGGUGUUGGGGAACCUGUUUGCUGCUCUGGGAGCUCAGGACAUGAAGUUGUCUCCUAAGGAACAAGAGUCCCUUCAAAGGUUUCAGCUAUUGGCCUCCCAGGGAUACAAAUCCAAGAACAAUGUGACACAGAAACCCACUAACAGUUCUAUGAUGAGUGAAAUGGCUGCAACGUUGGACAAGUUGCACACGGACGAAGAACGCGUGUCACAAAUGUCUCCCGAUAAUGCCAAGGUUAAUAGAAAACGUGUGUCACCGGAGCACUCUGACUCUCACCCGCGAGACUCCGGGCGUGAAAGCAAGCGGCCAGAGCUGGAUCGCAGCGCAUCCGGCAGUGAAUCAUCAAGUGAAUCUGAAUCAGCUGGAGAUUCCCAAUCUUUAAGCGGCAACUCUGACACUGAAGAUACAGAGAAGUCUGCAGCAGCCAGCACAUCUAGCAGCAUUCGAGUAUCAGGUUCUGAAAGAGGACCUAAACGACACAAAGAUGAGUUCGAAAGGUCUCCAAAACGAAGACGGUAUCACCGAGGUGAACAGGAACUCAGAGCACCAUUGGAGAGAGGGUGGCAGCGACAAACCAAAAUUAGGUGCUUCAGUAAGGGUGGUAUCCGUGGGGAGGUGUUUUACAUUGCUCCUUGUGGGAAGAAGCUGAAAAGCUACCCUGAAGUAAUGAGGUACUUGCAGAAGAACAGCAUCUCUGACAUUGGAAGGGAGAACUUCAGUUUCAGCACUAAAGUGAAUGUCGGGGAUUUUGUGGAAGCUGCUGGCAAUGGGGGCCCAGAUACCUGCAUGGUGCUAAGUGGGGAGGAAGUAGCAGCCCGUCUUCAGCAGGUACAGGGCCUUCCACGAAGUAGUGCCAGCCUGGGAAUUGUCAGGAGGGGGAGGCCACGCACAGUGACCCCUGACCCGCUUUCCCAGGAGGUACUCAAGCAGCACGUUGAAGAAUCCCGGCGUCACCAAGAGCGUCUCGAGCAGCUGGAGCAGCAGCGCAUUGAAAAGGAGCUGCGGGCUCAGCACAUGAUCGAGAUUCGGCGUCAGAGGCGGGAAGAGCUAGAGAGGCAACGUCAGGAAGAUUCAUUGCGCAGAUCUCAGGAACGAGAAAACAAGAGGCAGCAGACUGCUUUGCUAAGGGAGCAGGAACUUCAAAAGCGGAGAGAAAUGCUGCUUAUGGUGGACUUGGAGAGGGAGAGACGAAGGCAGCACAUGCUUCUUGUACGAGCAUUGGAAAAUCGAAAGAAGUUUGAGGAUCAGCGAAAAAUGGACCUGCAAAUUCUGAAAGAAGUGAGACGUCCUGUGGAGGACAUGCGACUGAAGGAUGCUCUUCCAUUGCCAACGCUAAAUAGAAUUCCAGGUUUGAAGAUUCCAGGUACUGCAUUUGCAAACCUUCUGAUGGUCCAGGAAUUUCUCCACAACUUCGGGGAAACGUUGCAUUUUGAUGUUGAGAAAAUUCCAACCUUAAAUACCUUGCAGCUAGCACUCAUAAACCACGACGAAAAGUCUGAGCAAGAGUUUCUUACUGUUGUACAACACCUGCUCACAUGUGCCAUUCAUGAUCCUGGAACCCCUCAUUGUAAAGAGGCGGUAACUGUGCUUGGGCAGCAUCUCAAAGAUGCUCCAAUCACAAACGAGAGUGUAACCGAAGCCUUUCACCUCUACUUCAUGGCCCUUGACAAAGAGUGUGCAAUGUACCAGUGGGUAACUGAAAAACCAUUCCUCGCACUGAACCCUACACAAAAGUCUGAGAUCAUGGCAUUCCUCUGUAAUGAACUUCUCUGCAGCCGAGCGGUAGUACGGCAAGUGGACAGCAGCAUAGAUACGGUUAACACACUUCGAAAAGACAAGUGGCUUGCUGAAGGAGAGUUAAGAAAGUUGAGAGGCAUACAGCAGGCGCGACAGCGAAAAGCCUUGCUGAGGCAAGACCAGGAAGAAGCCAAGGGUGCAGAGGAGGCAACAAAGGGAGACGGAGAUAAGGCAGUUAAGGGGCCAAAAACAGAAGAGGAGGAGGAAAAUGAGGAAGGAGGGAACGAAAGUGGCAAUGAUAGCGAGGAUCCGCAGGAUGCAGAAAACGAUGUUGAUGAAGAGGAUGGGGAACCAAAUUUGUCAAAUGAAGAUCUUGAAAAGAAAAUUGACAAGUUGGCAAAGCAACAAGCUCAAUUCCAAAGUAAAGUUGCCAAAGCAAGCAGCACCAUCCGAGCAUCGAUGCUGGGCCAGGACCGCUUCCGACGCAGGUACUGGUUGCUACCCAUUGCAGGGGGGGUCUUUGUGGAAGCCAUGGAGUCCGGAGAACAGGACGGCAUGGGAGAUUUUGUUGCCUCUGAUUACAUGAUUGACGAGGAUGACGAUGAAGAGAGCCAAAAAUCUAAGAAAGAGGCAAAAGACGUCAAGGUCAAAAUGCAAGAGAAAGAAUCGGACACAGCAAAGCGUAAGCAGCCAGAAGCGGAAACUAAACAGAACGAAGAUGUAAAGAAAGAGGAACAACCAAAAGACGAGAAAGAGACUGUCGGCAAAGUCGAAGAAAAAGCCGAGGCUGUGAAAAAAGCAGAGGUAAAGGAAGAAGUGAUUAAGACUGAAUCUGAGAAAGAAAUAGAAAUAAAUAAGGAGGUGCAGCCCUCAGCAGAGGUGAAACCAAAAGUGGCUGUUGGUCCCGAAGGGAACCUGGAGCAAGCGUGGAUGAUGCAGUCGCCCUUUCUGGCCUCUAUGGUGGCUGGGAAUCUUUUGUUUGCACAGGGAGGAAAAGACGGGGGAGGGGGGGACGUGUACCCUCACGUCACAGCGGAGCAGAUGUUGAAGACCCUGGCGCAACAAAAGAGGCCCUGGUUCAGCAUUCUGCCGCGUGUGCCCUGCGACGAAGAAAGUCUGGCUAGGUUGCCAGGAAAGGAAGGGGAAGAUGACAUUGAGGUUGAAGAAGAAGCAGGCGCACACCAACCGGGUGGAUGGGUCAGCGUGAUUGAAACGGAGGACACCACCAAUCAGCAUGAUAAGCCACAAGCAGUGCCAGCAGAUUGCCUGCGAGGUUGGUGGAGAAUCACGGACGUGUCGCAGCUACGGGCUGUAAUGACGACGUUGCACACCAACGGCAUUCGUGAGAAGGCACUGUUGAAGCAGCUGGAAAAGAGUUUCAACUAUGGUGCAGCAGCAGCCAUUCCAAACAGCCAACAAGAUGUUGGGUUGGAGAUUACGGAGCGUGAUAGGGAGGUGUCGGAGAAGCAUGGUGGUGCUGUUCCUCCAGACUACGAAGACCAGUGGUCACCAGAGGUGGCCUUGAGGGUAGACCUGACAGUGUUGGAGCAGGUGGAAAUUCUGGAAGAGAAAGUGGUUGGAGCCAGCAUGCAGGCCAAGGGCUGGCGACCACAACCAAAGGCCUCUAAUGACAUCACGAGGGAGUUUCGACCAUCAUGUGUCCUACUUAACAAGAAGCUGCUUUCCUCAAGUGAAGAUGGUGAUGAUGAUGACAGCCUCGACAACUCCCCUUCGUCCACAAAUGUACCAGAGGACAAGGAGACCGUGGUAAAGCCUGAAGCCGAAGCACCUUCUGCUGAUCCUGCACUGCCUCAGCCAUCACCGAAAAUAAACGAGGAUGGAAACAAUCAAGAAGAAGGUGCCUUGGAAGAUAAAUCGAAAGAAGAACCUCAGGAUAGUGUUGACCAUGAAGGAGUCGAGGUUAAAAAACAACCGGAUGGUGAAACUGGUGGUGCAGACAAAGUGGGUGAUUCCAUGAAUCCUGUCCAUGUUGCAAAGGAGAGGUUGCUGUGCUUGGAGGCUGCUAUUGAGAGACGAUACAUGAGACCACCUCUUGGCACAAGUGGGAAUAGCAUUUUGCCACAGCAGCCAAGUGGUGUGAUCAAGUGGGAUGAGGAGACUGGAAAGGAGGAAGAAGAGGUGCCCCCUGGCCUGCUAAGGUGGCGCCAGGCUGUACAGUUGUGUCAGACAGCUGCGCAGCUCAGCAUGUGCUUAGCUCAGCUGGAAGGCAGCAUUGCUUGGGACCGCUCCAUCAUGAAAGCUAGCUGCCAAUUCUGUCACAGUGGAGACAAUGAAGAGAUGUUGCUGCUAUGUGAUGGUUGUGACAAAGGAUACCAUACUUACUGCUUUAAGCCAAAAAUGGACAACAUUCCAGAAGGAGACUGGUACUGCUACGAGUGCCUGAACAAAACUCAAGAAGAAAAAGUUUGUGUUUUGUGUGGGAAGAAGGGUAAACUAGUUCACUGUGACGGAUGCCCCAAGGUUUUCCACAUGACAUGUCUGGAACCUCCACUCACAAAACCUCCAAAAGGGAAGUGGACUUGUUCAGGAUGUUCAAAGGCGAGGAAGAAGGGCCGGCCGUCCAAGGAGCCCAAGGAAGCAAAAGAGCAGCCAGCAGCGCGAGAAGCAAAAGAAACUACCGCCAAAAAAGCAGAAAGUCCAUCCCCCGUAAAGGCAAAAGCAGGGGAACGCCGUGAGAAGAACAAAUCACAAGUGCUCAAAGACCUGGCUGCCUGCAGGGUGAUCCUGGAUGAAAUGGAGAAGCACAAGGACAGCUGGCCUUUCCUUCUUCCGGUCAACACCAAGCAGUUCCCUUCCUAUCGCAAGUUCAUCAAAAAGCCGAUGGAUGUUAGCACAAUACGCUCCAAACUGGAGUCGGGGCAGUACAAGCUUAAAGAUGAGUUUGCUGGCGAUGCGAGACUUAUCUUCGACAACUGUGAAACAUUCAACGAAGAUGACUCUCCUGUGGGCCAGGCGGGUCACAGCUUGAGGAACUACUUUGAGUGUCGCUGGGAAGAGCUCACCUCUUGAAGCUGUGGGGUUUAGUGUUUUCAUUUCUUUUGUGUACAUAUACAUAUUUAUACAUAGUUAUAUUUUCAAGGUCAGGAAAUGGGUCGGGCAAUCUCAUCUUGCGUCGCAUAGUGCCCAUUUUCCUUUUCCAUUUUUUGCCAGCCGUCCGUAAAAUGUGUCUAGCCUUUGUUUGUGUGGCAGAAAAAAGGUCUGACUUGUCUGUCUCUCCGGUGUAUUCUGUUGAGGCAUCCGCAAUGGCCUUUCCAAACGUCUACCUCUCUAUAUCCUUCUGUGUCAUGACUGAGAGUGCAUGUUUCUGUUGGAUCUAAUCUUAAAAGAAGGAAUUCUGUGCAUAUGUGCUUUUAUUGAAAUUAUAUUUCUUCUUUUACUAAAAAUUUAACGUACUCUACUGGGCAUUCUAAUACCUUUGGACAGUGUUGUGUUCAGCACGGAGCGCACACAAAAGAAAAAAAGUUGAUGUUGGAAGAGUUUAAAAGAAAACCAACGCGUUGCUUGGGCAUUACAUCCACGCACUUGCAAGGUUAUAUUUUGCCUCACUUAUUGAUAUAUAAUGUGAAUACUGGUUGAUGUUCACUGACGGCAAUCGCGUGCUACUGCUAGUGCUCUGCCCCAGCCCGAGCUGCUAACUGCAUCUUGUCCCGUCAAGUGCCUGUUUCUGUGCAGACGUACGUGCUCGUGGACAGUGCUGCCACCACAAUCUUUCUCAGUUGCAAACAACAACACCAGUUGCUCUGACCUCUCAUUCUGAGAGAUGUGCACAAUCAUUCCUGUAUGUCUACCUUCCCACACCGUUUUGUCAACUUUCGUUUGUUGUUGCUUGUCUGCUAGAAGAUUGAAAGGAAAGAGAGUGUCACUAAGUGGCACCUUGGUUGUGCUUUUCUUUACACUUGUGCAGACGUGUGUGUGUGUGUGUGUAUACAAGCUGAAUGUAGCUCAAACCUUCUUGUACUGCUUGAGCACUCGAAGCCAGGAGGUUUCUCUGCUGACAAGGAACUUCAUGCCAUCUUCAUUUGCUUACCGUGUUCCAGCUUCUGCCCUCAGGUGUCUCUGCCGCUAGGUAUUCUUUGUUGUCUGUGUCUGUUUCGAGGUAGCUGUCCUCCCGUAGUCCUCUCUACACAAUUUCUCUCGGGGACCGAGGAUGGAAAACAUUGUAAAUUUUUUUUACUUGGAUUGUAAUUUUAUACCAUGUGAGAAAGUCCCUUUUUUUUUAUUUUUACGUAGUGAUAAACAUGGUUGUUGCAUUGUUUUAUUAGUUAAUGCUCAAAAGUGACUGUGUAGAGCAGUUUGCCUGUCAUGAGAUUAUGCUUGUGGUCAGACCCUUGGGCCAGGGACGUGUGAAAAGGGCCUUGUAAAAGACUGUCAUCUUUAUUUAUUUAUUUCACGCUGCAUUUAUGGUGUGCCCAUAACACUCUGUGUCACAGCAUUUCAUUGUCAUCACAAGUGCAGCAAGUGCAGGUAGCGUAUUUAUACCUGGCAAAGAAUUUUUGCUUUCAGUCAUCCAAUGUACAUACGGUAUCGCAAUACCCUACGGUGCAAGAAAGAGUUGGAGCAUUUAGCGUCAUCCUGUUACUUUUUGUAAUGUUUUCAUUUGCGGGAUCAUACGCAAAGUGUAACAAAAGUCACACAAUAGUAUCUGCACAAAGGAGUGCUGUUAAUCUGUACAGGUUUGCUACAGGCAAUAAAACCUCUAACCAUUCA
Molecule: messenger RNA, 8141 nt
Organism: Ornithodoros turicata
Lineage: Eukaryota; Metazoa; Arthropoda; Arachnida; Ixodida; Argasidae
Product: bromodomain adjacent to zinc finger domain protein 2B-like
Exons: 41
Coding region: 447-6443 (1998 amino acids)
Cellular component (GO): chromatin
Molecular function (GO): DNA binding; protein binding
Source: RefSeq, a predicted model, not a curated record